AGCAGCGUUUGAGAAGCAGAAUAUACUACAGAGGCAUAUCAGUAGAGUACAGUCAAGGCCAGGAGUGUAAGGACACCAAACGCAACCAGCAUAUUACUCAUAAGACAAUUGUUAUCAAGAAUGUCUGAGCAUUCCUAUCAUAUUUCAUUGUUGAGUUAACUAACAUUCGUACAUACAAGUACUCACAUUUCUUAAAAAUUUGCUCCGAAAUAAGGACAUUGUGUAAAAUUAUAUAUUGAAUUCAAAGUAAUACAAGUUUGUAGCCAUGGGCACAUGUUAUAGGUAGUAUAAGACCAAUCUAUAUCAGUUCGUAUACUUUCUAGUAUUGCAAUUGGUGCAAUAAGGUAGUAUUCUUGUUAACCUUUGGGUCUCUUUGACAAUAUACCUUAUUUUACCGCCGAUAUGGCUCAUGCUUUAGCUUCUCGUCCUCCAAGACCAACUGCAUUGCGUAAUACGAGCAACAGUGUCGAGAUCGCGUGGCAUUCAUCUAAGUAUGAUAAUACACAUGGCAAAGUUACAUCUUAUAACAUAAAGAAACUGCACAAAACAAACAAUGACUGGAAAGAAGAAGUGGAGAAUAUAAAAGCGAAUGAAAUUGGAUUAACAGGCCAGGUCUCGAUUGUUAUUCAGGUGGAACCAAAUUGUUCAUACAGGUUUGCUGUAAUUGCGUUGUACAGUGAUGGUUCAACCAGCGCGCCGAGCGAAUGGAGUGAAAGCGUAAAGCUCGAUGAUGAAGAAGUUCAAAAUAUAGCUGUUUCUUGGAAAGAUAAAGCACUGGCAUUGUCAACAGUUGUGAAAGAGGGUCAUCCUACGAUCCACCAGUUAAAUCUCACUUCGACUUAUAAAAGCCAAUCUGAAAAUAUCCGGAAAUUCGAGGUUGGGCACCAGAAUAUGAGCAGUAACAUGGUUGAAAAGGUCAUCAUGCUUGUUGGUGCUACCGGUGCUGGGAAAAGUACCUUCAUUAACGCCAUGGUUAAUUACUUGUUUGAUAUUAAAUUUGACGACGAUGUGCGAUUGAAAAUCAUUGAUGAAGACACGAAAGCUGAUCAAGCGCAGAGCCAAACGAAACACAUCACAUCGUACACAAUCCACGGAACUAAAGUUGGAUUUAUUGUCACAAUUGUUGAUACACCAGGAUUCGGUGAUUCUGGAGGUUACAUAAGAGAUGAGGAAAUUUCUAAAGAAAUGCACACGUUUUUCACCUCUUCGGCUGGACGGAUAACUCACGUCGACGCAGUUGGCUUUCUAACGCAAGCAUCAUUGCCAAGACUCACGCCAACACAGAAGUACAUAUUCGAUAAGAUUCUGUCUUUAUUUGGAAAAGACAUCAAGGACAACAUUUUGAUGCUUUUCACGUUUGCAGAUGGAAAUGAGCCUCAGGUACUAAGUGGAAUAAAUCAAGCUAAUAUUCAUUUUAGCGAUUAUUUUACGUUUAACAAUACCGAUCUUUUUGAAGAAAAGAAGACAACUAAGAGGCAAAAUAUGAUCAACGAGUUAGCCUGGGAAAUAAGCAUCGAAGGAUAUGAUGGUUUCUUCAAAGUUAUUGAAACGUAUCCUCCAAGAAGUUUAAUUCUAACUCAAGAGGUCUUAGAGGAGAGAAAUGUCCUGCAGGCAGCGGUUAUCAGCAUACACGAAGAUAUAAAGAAUGGGUUGGGGAAGUUAGAAAAUAUACGAAUGGAGAUAAAAAUUGUCAAUCAAUUGGAGGAAGAUAUAAUUGCCAACCAAAACUAUGAAUAUCAGGCAAAAGAAGAUUUUCAGGAAAUGACGAAAGCGAAAACACGUUCGUACAAUUGCAAUACCUGCCAAAAAACAUGCAUCCUGGGAAAGUUCACUUUUCUAACUGAACUUACUAGAGUGUUCAGAGUAAUACUUUUCCCCUCCAAACGAUAUGAAGAUGUUGCACGAGAUACAUGUAAAUGUCCUACCUGUGGAUGUGAAGAAGCGAACCAUGUAUAUUCUCCAUUCGUAUGGAAGACCGUAAAAAAAGGAACGACUAAAACGUUAGAUGAUAUGAAAAAGCGAUAUGACCAAAGUAUUGAGACGAAAUUAACAAAGGAAAAGUUGAUCGCCGAGUUGAAAACUGAUUUUGAUAAACACCAGGCAAACACGCUUAUGCUUACAGAGAAAGUUAGAAAAAUAGUGGUGCGACUUAACGAGAUUGCACUGAAGCCGAAUCCGAUUUCGUCAUUAGAAUACAUAGAUAUGAUGAUCAUUCAAGAGAAAGCUGAUGCGUUUCCAGGCUUUUUGGAAAGAGUGAUGGAACUACAAGAUCUUCGGGCAAAAACGGGCACGUUGAUGGAAAUAAUUGAGAAGGGUGCCAAUCAUGAUUUGUUUUCACAGUAUAGUAACACAGAGUUGUGGAAUCAAGUGAUGGAUGUUAUCAAAAGAAACAAAGAAGAAAGUAAUGAAGAUGCUGAUGCUGAUGAUGAUGCUGAUGAUGUUGCUGAAAACUAA
This is a messenger RNA of Owenia fusiformis, 2454 nucleotides long. The record is from the annotation of a GenBank genome assembly. Lineage: Eukaryota; Metazoa; Annelida; Polychaeta; Sabellida; Oweniidae.